Messenger RNA from Salvia miltiorrhiza (redroot sage), 910 nucleotides. RefSeq names its product agglutinin-2-like. The record is from RefSeq and is a predicted model, not a curated record. The transcript has 2 exons. Gene Ontology annotation, molecular function: carbohydrate binding. Lineage: Eukaryota; Viridiplantae; Streptophyta; Magnoliopsida; Lamiales; Lamiaceae. The coding region runs from base 40 to 768 and encodes 242 amino acids.
CAGUUAGUACUCACUCUGAAAUAGUAGUAUUUGAAAGCCAUGGCUACUUCCUUACCCCAAACCCUAAUCUCCUUCGAAUACGACUUCUACAAAAAGCCGUGGAAUUUCAACUCCAUAGGCUUGGAAGGCGACGCCCACUACCUCAAUGACACCAACUGCAUCCGAUUGACGAAAACCGACAAGUCGGGCAAGGCGCUCCAGCACAGUGCCGGGCGAGCCGUGUACUUGGCCCCAAUCAAAUUCUGGGGAGACGGGAUGCAGAUGGACUUGGAAACAACCAUGAAAUUCAUCAUCAACCCCAACAGCGGUGACACUGACCCGGGCGACGGAUUAACCUUCUUCAUCGAGCCCGUGGGCGCCCCCAUGGGUUCCAAUGGCGGCAGCUUCGGAGUGUUCAACCCGUCCGGCAAGAAGCCCAACACUUUCGCCAUCGAAUUCGACAUCUACGUAAACACAAAUGAUCCGAGCUACCGCCAUGUUGGGAUCGACUUUGAAUCGACUGAUUCGGUAGUAACCAUGGAGCUCGGCGACGCGCUUCUCGGGCAGGAGGUGACCGCCCGCAUCGGCUACAAGGCAGCUACGAGUGUGAUAAGCAUUAACGUCACCAUCGGCUCAAAGACUUAUGAGAUGAGCUAUGUGAAAGACUUGAGUACCGUUCUUACGCAGGAGGUUCAAUUCGGAUUCUCGGCCGCCACCGGCGACCGAGUCGCCGUUCACGACCUCAUAUACUGGUCUUUCACCGGCGGUGAACCCGUCAACACCGUAUAAUGUAUGCCGUGAAUAAGGACUAGCGAUCGAGCGAGUAUGCUCUCGUUAAGUCUAGAAAUUUAAUAAGAGGUUUAUGCUCAAUCCCUUGGUUGUGUAUUCCUAUAUCACCUCAUUAAAAUAAAACAAGUUAUGAUUAUGUUUA